Psilocybe cubensis is the source of this 306-nucleotide messenger RNA. RefSeq lists its product as uncharacterized. The transcript is spliced from 2 exons. The record is from RefSeq and is a predicted model, not a curated record. Bases 1 to 306 code for a protein of 101 amino acids. Gene Ontology annotation, cellular component: fungal-type cell wall. Lineage: Eukaryota; Fungi; Basidiomycota; Agaricomycetes; Agaricales; Agrocybaceae. Gene Ontology annotation, molecular function: structural constituent of cell wall.
AUGCAGUUCAAGCUCGUAUCUGCUCUCACCUUCGCUACCCUUGCUGCUGCCACUGUCACUCCAGUGCGCCGAACGGGAGGCGGCUCUGGCGGAGGAAUCCCUGCCAGCCAAUGCAACACAGGAGAUAUCCAGUGCUGCAACAGUGUCCAGACUGCUGAUAGCAGCGCAGUUACCGCUUUAUUGGGCCUUUUGGGCAUUGUUCUUCAAGAUGUGACUGCUCUUGUCGGGCUUACCUGCAGCCCCCUUUCAAUCAUCGGAAUUGGAGGCAACUCAUGGUUUGUAUCUCUUCAUGUGCCGCUCCAUUGA